GAAAAUUCUAAUCUUGUUGACGCUUGUAGACGAUAAACGUAAUGGUUUAGUUCAACUGAUAGCGAUAGCCGAAUUGCCUUCGUUGAGCAGAAUUUUCUGCUCCUGUGGGCUAGUUUAAAUGAUUGACGUAUGAUCCCGAAUUUCUUUUUUAUCCGCUAACAUGAUUGCCGGCUAUAGUCCCGAAAUCCAAGCAAUCUUUGGCACUUUGUUUACAUGGGGUCUAACAGCAGCCGGCUCGGCUCUGGUGUUUCUCAUGAGUGGAACCCAGAGAAAAUUUUUAGACAGCAGCCUUGGUUUUGCAGCUGGUGUGAUGCUCGCAGCCUCUUAUUGGUCUCUUCUUGCUCCUGCUAUUGAGAUGGCUGAAAGCUCAGGAAUGUAUGGAGAAUCAGGAGAAUAUGCAUUUGUUCCUGUUGCUCUUGGCUUUUUCUUAGGAGCCUUAUUUGUUUAUGCAGCUGAUCAGAUUAUGCAUUACUUUAAAAUUGGAUCAACAGAAUUAAUGAUUGGUAUGAAUGUAGAGUGCAAUUCAUCUCCAGAAACAAAACGAAAAGGGGUUAAACAUAAUUCUGGUUCACACAAUUUGAGCAAACCCUCUAAUGAUGGUUUGACCAAAAGGAAAGCCAGAGUGCCAACUGGGGAUGAAGAAGAGUUAAUUUUAGGUUUAAGCAAUGAAGAUUAUAACAAGCUUAUUAAGCAAUCAGCUGAGAAAUGGAAGCGAAUUCUUCUACUAGUCAUUGCCAUAACAGUCCACAACAUUCCUGAGGGACUUGCUGUCGGCGUAGGUUUCGGCGCUAUAGGAAAAUCUCCGAAAGCAACUUUUGAGAGCGCGAGAAACCUAGCUAUUGGAAUCGGGAUUCAAAAUUUCCCUGAAGGACUGGCUGUUAGUCUUCCUCUGCGAGGAUCCGGUGUCUCAGUGUGGAGGAGUUUUUGGUACGGACAAUUGAGCGGAAUGGUCGAGCCUAUAGCCGGCUUAAUUGGUGUAGUAGGCGUAUCUUGGAUCGAACCACUUUUGCCUUAUGCAAUGGCGUUCGCAGCCGGCGCCAUGGUCUACGUUGUCUGUGAUGAUUUGAUCCCCGAAGCUUCCUCGAGCGGAAACGGAAGACAAGCUUCGUGGGGAGCGAUUUUCGGCUUCAUUUUGAUGAUGUGCCUCGACGUGGGACUGGGCUAAGCCCGACGAAACACUUGUUCAAUUCUUCAGCAUUCGUUUUUAUCGUUUCCUUUUUUAAAAACCAAGUAUUCUUGUUUAUUUUUGUGUUUUUUUAAAAAAUGUUGUUACAAAACGAAAAAAACAAGAGAAACAAUGAUGACUAUAUUUUGAACUCUUGACCAUCACCAUAUUUUUGAAUAUAUGUUGUCGCCCUUUUUUGGGUCUAUUACUGUUUCCUCGUGUGGAUAGUGUGUUCUUGAUAUGGAAGAAUGAUUUAAAUAAGACCCUGGUUGUGGCAAA
Molecule: messenger RNA, 1444 nt
Organism: Daphnia carinata
Lineage: Eukaryota; Metazoa; Arthropoda; Branchiopoda; Diplostraca; Daphniidae
Gene: Zip48C
Product: zinc transporter ZIP11-like
Exons: 7
Coding region: 161-1165 (334 amino acids)
Biological process (GO): zinc ion transmembrane transport
Cellular component (GO): membrane
Molecular function (GO): zinc ion transmembrane transporter activity
Source: RefSeq, a predicted model, not a curated record